AUGUCAUUUUUCUCGAGUCUUUUCCGGUGCCUAUGUUUGUGCGUAGUGAUUGAGAAAGGAUCCUGGACCCCAAACACGAAAGAAAAUACUAACAAACACCAGAAAAAAGUACUCAAGAAACGUUUCCACAAGUUAGACGCCAAAAGACGAGACAAAUCAAGGAAACCAGAGUGGUUGAAAGAGUGGACUAUAAGUAGAGGAUGGGUCCAUAACAAGAGCCAUCUGCUGGAAUUGGGAACAUCAAAUCCGGUGGCAAUGAAUGGAAAAACAUAUGAGGAGCUGUCAGAUGAUAGCUCAGUAUCACUCGAGAAUGUCGAGGAUCUGAUAUCCAUUAGGAGCAAUAACUACGAUUUCAGAGAAGAAUCCAGAAAUGCCAAUGACGAUGAAACUUCUGAUGACGCUAGCAGUGUUGAGGUCCAAAUCAAUAGAUCAAGUUUGCAGAAUGUCUCGAAAAUCUACCAUCAAAUGACUGAGAACUAUAGGGAACAUUUUCCUGAAUCUUCAAGAAGUGCUACCGACUUCAAAGAUGCUAGUUUACCCGAAGUUUACAAGGAACGAUUAUUGUUCAAUGAGGAAAGAAGCAAGUGUGGUGGUCUUGGAGGGUUUUGGAACUAUGUGAAACCUAAAAGCAAAAAGAAAGUCAGCUUGAACGAUUGCAAAUUCACUGUUAAUCGACUCUAUGAUGAUUCGACUAAUAAACAUUCUCAAACAUCUGUUGUGGAGAAGUAUACAAAGAGAAAUAGUCUAGGUAGAAAUAUAGCACUCUAUAAUACCUUGAAUGCGAAAACAAACCUUCAUGAAGAACCUAUUUACGAGUGCUCUGAAGAAACCAGCAAUUACAAUUCCUUGAAUAACGUUUAUUUCAAUCCUGCUUAUGUGCCAUUCGAGAACCCUAAAAAAAUCAGUUCAAACGACAACCAAAUGUGUGUUUUGAAUAGACUCAACGGGUACCAUGAAGACAGAAUUAAUUUUAGACACAACUAUCAGAAUUCAGCAAUGAAAAUGCGGAAUGAAAAGUACGUUAUAAGACAUAUUAGAGUAAGGAUAAUGUUAUCUCUAAGGGUAGGAAAAAUUCAAAGAGUUAAGAAGAAACCCAAAAUGAAAAAGAACAAGUUUUUUCGCGGCAAGAAUAAACAUAUGAACGAUAAAGUGCCUAGUGAAAAUUUGGAAUUCAGAGUGACUAGGAUGCAUGAAGAACAAAGGAGAAUUGGCAAUGGGAGGACUUCUAUAAAGAUUCAAAAUAUGAGGUAA
Molecule: messenger RNA, 1251 nt
Organism: Phaedon cochleariae (mustard beetle)
Lineage: Eukaryota; Metazoa; Arthropoda; Insecta; Coleoptera; Chrysomelidae
Source: the annotation of a GenBank genome assembly